UUCACACAUAUCAUGGCCGCUCACACAAAACCUCAAUACAUGAUUUGAGUACACAUUGCGAGGUCAUGGAGAAUCUGGCUUCAAUUCUGAAAUGGCUUUCCCAUACAAGCCCGUAGCCUUUCUUACGGGCGCAAACGGCCCGAUCCACGCCCUAUCGUACUCAGCCAGCCCAGGCACCUACAUCCUAACGGGCAGCGCCGACCGCUCCAUCCGGCUGUACAACCCCUCGCCCAGCACGGCCAUCCACCCGGCCAACUCGUACAUCACCAAGAAACCGCAGCAGCAGCAGCAACAGCAAAGCCCACAUGAGCCCCUCCCAGAGGGCCGCCUCAUCCAGAGCUACCAGGCCCACUCGCACGAGGUCCUCUCCCUGGCCGUCACCGCCGACAACGCCCGCUUCGCCUCGGCCGGCGGCGACCGCACCGUCUUCCUGUGGGACGUGGCGACGGCCCAGACGGUCCGGCGCUUCUCUCACGCCACCGAGGGCCACGUCGGGCGCGUCAACUGCGUCGCCGUCGGGGGAGGGGACGACUCGCUCGUCGUGUCGGGCGGGUUCGACACGACCGUGAGGGUGUGGGACGCGCGCGCCGGCGGCGGCGGCGGCGGCGCGAGGCCGAUCCAGGUGCUGGACGACGCCGCGGACGCCAUCUCCUCCGUGGUCGUGCGCGGCGCCGAGGUCGUCGCGGGCUCCGUGGACGGGCGGGUCCGGUGCUAUGAUGUCCGCGUGGGCAAGGUCACGGCCGACGUCGUCGGGGCGAGCGUCACGAGCGUGUGCCUCUCGCGCGACGGCAAGGCGAUGCUCGUGGGGAGCCUGGACAGCCGGGUGAGGCUCAUGGACCGGGAGAGCGGGUCGUGCCUGCGGGCGUACGGCGGCUCCGGCGAGGAGGCGGAGGGGUGGAGGAAUGAGGACUUCAGGGUGCAGAGCCUGCUUGGUGCCGGGGAGAGGUUCGUCGUCGCCGGGGACGAGAUGACGGGCUCUGCUGGCGCGGACGGCGGGCACGCGGCGGCUGACGGCGGUAGGAUAUGGGCGUGGGAUCUGAUGACGGGCAAGCUCGCCGCCAGGGUGCCUGUGCCGUGGGGCCCGGGGGGCGCGGAACGGCUCAAGAAGCUAGUCGGCCGGGACGGGAAGCCCAAGGAGCGCAAGUACGUCGUGAGCUGUCUGGCGUGGAGGGAGGGCGGCUUUGGCGACCAGUUCUGCGCUGGUGGCACGUCAGGGACAGUGACGGUGUUUGGCCCGGCCUGAGCGGCGACUGUCAAACUCGAGAGGAGAGAAGGAGGAGAGCAUGAAGGUCCUUGCGGACCAAGGACUACCAGUUCGAACUUGACGGAUAUACCCUGCCUUAGAAUAUCAUUACGAAAGUCAAAUACAAAGGACUAGUUCUACAA
Molecule: messenger RNA, 1386 nt
Organism: Diaporthe batatas
Lineage: Eukaryota; Fungi; Ascomycota; Sordariomycetes; Diaporthales; Diaporthaceae
Exons: 2
Coding region: 92-1243 (383 amino acids)
Biological process (GO): mRNA splicing, via spliceosome
Cellular component (GO): catalytic step 2 spliceosome
Molecular function (GO): protein binding
Source: RefSeq, a predicted model, not a curated record